CACUCCCUAAAUUAUUUUCUUUUCUUUCUUCCUCCAUACCAAUUAUUUUCUAAAAAUUAAUUGACAGAAAUAUAAAAUCCACAAUUUUUAGGAAGCAUAUGACAAAGUUUGUUGGAAUUUUAUUGAUUACAUGUUGAUAAGGACGGGAUUUACUGAAAAAUGGAGAAAAUGGAUCCAAGAAUGUCUAAGAUCAAGCUCAAUUUCUAUUCUCAUUAACGGAAGCCCAACAAAAGAGUUCUUGGUAGGCAAAGGCAUUCGACAAGGCGACCUGUUAUCCCCCUUCUUAUUCCUUAUUGUGGCAGAAGGGUUAAAUGGAUUAGUGUCCUCUACAGUGGAGAAGAAACUAUAUAAAGGUGUCACGGUGGGCAAUGGAGAUACAAUGGAUAGACACUUACAAUUUGCUAAUGACACUACUUUCUUUGAUGAGGCAACUGAUGAAAACAUAAGGGUGGUCAAAAGGAUUAUGAGAACUUUUGAGUUGGCUUCAGGGCUAAAGAUUAACUUCACGAAAACAAAAAACAAAGAGGGAUUGUGGAAGAAAGUAAUUAUUGAAAGACUUGGUGGUGGAGGAAACCAUUGGCUAGAUUGGGUAAAAGGGAACAGAGGAGUAGGCUUAAUAUGGUGGAGAGAUGUGUGCCGUCUUGAUUCUUUGGAUGGAGAGAGUGGAGGGUGGUUGAUAGAGGGUUUUAGAAUAAAGAUAGGGAAGGGAAAAAGGAUUAGUUUUUGGUGGGAUCAUUGGUGUGGGGAAGGAUGUCUUGCUAAUAGGUUUCCAAGAUUAUGUUUGUUAUCAACAAGUAAAGAGAACAUGUGCUAUCAGAUGGGCAAUGCUAAUGAUGGAUCAUGGAAAUGGAACCUAAAGUGGAGAAGGAACUUGUAUGAUUGGGAAGCUAACGAAGCCAUAGAACUUCAGAAGAUGAUAGAAGAAGUGAAGAUAUUAGAAGGUGGCCUUGACAUGUGGGAAUGGAUUCAUGACAAGGACGGCAACUAUUCAGCCAAAACUGCUUAUUCUCUUCUAACGAUGGAGCAAGGGAAAUCAAAUGAAUAUCUAACAGUCCUUUGUGUCCCUCGGGAUUUUGAUUUCUUCUACCUCGUUCAACAAUGGCCGGGCUCAUACUGUGACACAAAGAAAGCCUGCUGUUAUCCCACAACUGGAAAGCCUAAUGCGGACUUCUUCAUCCAUGGUCUUUGGCCUAAUUACAAGGAUGGAACUUAUCCUCAAAAUUGUGAUCCUGAAAGUUCUUUUGAUCCAUCUCAGAUUUCAGACCUAAGGAGCAGCCUGCAAAAGAACUGGCCUACCCUGGCCUGCCCUAGUGGGGAUGGGACAAGCUUUUGGUCUCAUGAAUGGGAGAAGCACGGUACAUGUUCGGAGCUAAACCAACAUGAUUACUUUGACACAACCCUCAACCUGAAGCAGCAGACUAGCCUCCUCAAGGCUCUUAAAAGUGUUGGAAUUAACCCCAAUGGAGGGUUUUAUAGCUUGUCCAGCAUCAAAGACGGAAUAAAAACAGCAGUAGGAUAUACUCCUUGGAUUGAGUGCAACACCGAUCCAUUGGGGAAUAGCCAGCUGUACCAGGUGUAUCUAUGUGUUGACACUUCUGGGUCCAACCUCAUUGAGUGCCCUGUGUUUCCAAGGGGAAGAAAAUGUGGUUCAGAGAUUGAGUUCCCUUCUUUCUAGAUUAAAAUUUGUUUAAAUCUAGUUAAAUAUUGAGGCUAAAAAAUAAAACUCAGUUCUUAUUAUUUAUUAGUCAUUGCCCUUUAGAUUGUCAUAAAUGUAUUAUACUAACGGCUCGUUUUGCUUCAAUUGUUAUAAUAAAACUGAUAUAAGAUG
Molecule: messenger RNA, 1828 nt
Organism: Rubroshorea leprosula
Lineage: Eukaryota; Viridiplantae; Streptophyta; Magnoliopsida; Malvales; Dipterocarpaceae
Source: the annotation of a GenBank genome assembly